Messenger RNA from Gastrolobium bilobum, 1113 nucleotides. Its product is annotated as GDSL esterase/lipase At4g28780-like. The transcript has 5 exons. Gene Ontology annotation, molecular function: hydrolase activity, acting on ester bonds. The record is from RefSeq and is a predicted model, not a curated record. NCBI's taxonomy places the organism in Eukaryota, Viridiplantae, Streptophyta, Magnoliopsida, Fabales, Fabaceae. The coding region runs from base 4 to 1113 and encodes 369 amino acids.
CUCAUGUCAAGUAACAGAGUCUUCCUCCUGGUCCUAGUCACCUUGGUGGUGGUGGUGGCAAUCAUUGUCGUUUCACCAAAGACAGCAGAAGCAGCUCGAACUUUCUUCGUGUUUGGGGACUCAUUGGUUGACAGUGGCAACAACAAUUACUUGCCAACCACGGCACGUGCUGACUCACCCCCUUAUGGCAUUGACUAUCCCACUCAUCAACCCACUGGACGCUUCUCCAACGGCUUCAACCUCCCUGACCUUAUUAGCCAGCAAAUUGGGUCUGAACCUACAUUGCCAUACCUGAGCCCUGAAUUAAAUGGAGAAAAGCUCUUGGUUGGGGCCAACUUCGCUUCUGCUGGUAUAGGAAUCCUCAAUGACACUGGCAUCCAAUUUGUGGGUAUAAUCAGAAUGUGCCAGCAGUUUGCAUUGUUCCAGCAGUACCAGGAAAGGUUAAGUGCAGCUGUAGGGGCAGACCAGGCUCAAAGGGUUGUGAAUGGAGCUCUGGUCCUCAUGACAGUGGGUGGUAAUGACUUUGUUAACAACUAUUUCUUAACUCCUUUCUCUCCCAGGUCUCACCAAUUCACUGUCCCCCAGUUCUCUAGCUACCUUAUCACCGAGUACAGAAAAAUUCUCAUGAGGUUGUAUGAGUUAGGGGCUCGUCGUGUGCUUGUGACAGGAACUGGUCCACUAGGUUGUGUUCCUUCUCAGCUUGCUAUGAGAAGCAGGAAUGGGGAGUGUGCGCCAGAGUUACAACAAGCUGCACAGAUUUUCAACCCUCUUCUGGUUCAAAUGAUCAGAGAUCUCAACUCCCAACUCGGCUCUGACGUUUUUGUUUCUGUCAAUGCCUUUCUUAUGAACAUGAACUUCAUUACCAACCCUCAAAAAUAUGGUUUCGUUACAUCAAAGAUAGCAUGUUGCGGUCAAGGUCCAUACAACGGGCUGGGAUUGUGCAACCCCUUGUCGAACCUGUGCCCAAAUCGUGAUCUCUAUGCAUUUUGGGACGCUUUCCACCCAUCACAACGUGCACUCAGGUUUAUCGUUGAUGAUAUGUUCAGGGGAACCAGCGACCUUAUGAGCCCUAUGAACCUCACCACCAUCAUGGCCAUGGACUCCAACAUCUAA